ACAUUCGGCAACGUGCUCGUCGACACGGGAAGCUCCUCGCUGUGGGUUGGCGCGUCGAGCCCGUAUAUCCCGGGUCCGAACUCGAAAGCCACCGGUGAGACCUAUAGUGUUGGUUACGACGAGGGCGGUGCGACCGGCCUGGUGUAUCUAGACACUGUGACCAUCGGCUCUGCGACAGUGACGAAUCAGCACAUCGGCGCUGCGAACCAGACGUCGCUCCCUGCCGACCUCUAUCCUCUAGACGGCUUCAUCGGCCUGUCGUUCAACGGCUCGAAUGCACACACGAUCAGCGGCAUCAGCGAACCUACGAACACGUUUCUGGACAGUCUUGUCGAGGAGGGUGUCAUCGGGCAGGCGCUAUGGAGCAUGGUCGUCCCGGCGCUGGAUGUUGCGGCCGGGCAGCAGGUGGGCGAGGGCGAAAUCCUGUUUGGUGGGUACGACGCGAGCAAGGUAGAGGGCGAGAUUACCUGGCUGGACGUCACCAAUGAGUUCGGUCUGUUCGCUUGGUCCUUCAACAUGGACGGCAUAUACUUCGGUGACAGCCAGAUCUCCAGCGACGAUUUCCGCACCGUGUCCUCCACGAUCCACUACUCGAUGGGCGGCCAGAACUUCACGCUCACGUCUGAGCAGUACGUCAUCCCGCCCAACGCGUACGCCGCGCUCAACAUCACGGACGACGGCCGGCACUACACGUGGUUCUCGAGUGCCGGCUACCAGGCGGAUGCAAUCCUAGGCCAGGCGUGGCUCCAGUUCUUCUACUCCAUAUACGAUGUCGGCAAUACGAAGAUCGGGUUUGCGAACUAUGCUUGA
This is a messenger RNA of Phanerochaete carnosa HHB-10118-sp, 810 nucleotides long. RefSeq lists its product as uncharacterized. The record is from RefSeq and is a predicted model, not a curated record. The transcript has 6 exons. Gene Ontology annotation, molecular function: aspartic-type endopeptidase activity. Gene Ontology annotation, biological process: proteolysis. The annotation marks the transcript as partial. NCBI's taxonomy places the organism in Eukaryota, Fungi, Basidiomycota, Agaricomycetes, Polyporales, Phanerochaetaceae.